GGGAUAUUAGAUUUCGAGCUGAGGUUUAAAGUUGUGUGACACGUUUAAAAUCUGACUGCCACUCUGCUUUCGACCACCAUAUUGCCUUCACACCAUACAUUAACUGUUAUUUAUUGUCGACUAAAUUUAUUAUUUUGUACUUGAACGGGACAAAUAUCACUAUGCAGAUAUACACUUCUGAAAAGCGUGGCUCCGAUACAACUGGAGACGGAACAGAAAAAGCUCCUCUAAAAACUAUUCUUCAGGCCAUCGCUAAGUUAGAUGGGAAAAUUGAUGCGGAUACGUGCAUCUGGGUUGAUGGUGUUGAAAACGAAAUGUGGGAUCCUGUAUCUAAAUCGAAACUAAAGAAGAUGAUCAAACAAUAUCAUAUUCAAGAAAGAAAACAUGAUAAGGUGCCAAAGGGAAAAGUUCCACCUGCUGAAAACGGUAAUCUUAGUGAAGCAGUGGAUGUUCAACUGACUUUGGACACAAAAUUACCUGAAGCAAAACAAUGUAAAAUUCGUGAUUUACAAACCUUAUACGAUCAACGUGUACGUGUGUACGGCUGGGUGCAUCGAAUACGUCGUCAGAGUAAAACUUUAAUGUUCAUUGUUCUUCGGGAUGGUACUGGGUUCUUGCAAUGUCUUUUUUCAAACAACCUGUGUUUAACUCAAGAUGCAAUCACGCUAUCACCAGAAUCUACUGUCGAAGUUUAUGGAGUGGUAAAACAAUUGCCAUCUGGUAAGUCAGCUCCUGGUGGCAUAGAAUUAGUUGCUGAUUGUUGGACGAUGAUUGGUAAAGCGCCAGCUGGUGGUAUCGACUCUGUAUUAACUGUGGAAAGUGAUAUAGACACUCAGUUGGACAACAGACAUUUGGUUAUUCGAGGAGAAAAUACAUCGAAAGUGCUCAGGCUCAUCAGCGUUGCUUUGGAAGCUUUCCGUGCACAUUACCUAGAUCGUGGUUAUGUGGAGGUUUUACCGCCGACAUUUGUUCAAACUCAAGUCGAAGGCAGUUCUACAUUGUUUUCUUUGAAUUACUUUGGUGAGAAUGCAUUCAUGUCUCAGUCGUCUCAGUUGUAUUUAGAAACAUGUAUACCUGCCGUAGGUGACUGCUACUGCAUAACCCGUAGCUAUCGAGCUGAAAAAAGUAGAACUCGACGCCAUUUAUCUGAGUAUAAUCACGUUGAAGCGGAAUGUCCAUUUAUUGAUUUGAACGGUUUAUUAGAACGGAUUGAAGAUUUAGUUGUUGAUGUUUGUGAUCGCAUCAUGAAAAAAUCCGGUGAUCUGUUAUUAGAUGUGAACCCAGUUAGUUUUACUCUUGAUAACACUGAUGAUAGUAAUUUUAUAUUAUGAGUUUUUGUUUUUAUUGUUCGCUUCAAAAUAAUUCUGUUUUUUCUUCAGUUUUCUAAUAUUAUAGAACUAGAUAUUUGCGGAGAUAGUUCAUUUCAAAGGUAAAUUACAUCACUGACUGGUGAAUACAACCUACAAAUUGAAUCAACCUUCACAAAACCCUUUUAACUAGAUGAUAAUAGUUGGCUUGCUGGUGACUAACUUGGAGAUAUUUCUGAAAUUCUAGUUCUAAGUCGUGACUGGUGGAGUUCAAACAAGUUGGGAGUAAAAGGAGUCAUCAAUAAUAAUUUUGGAUAGUCGUUGUACCCCAAACUGGAGGACACUGAAACUGUACUAUUAAAUGCUUCUACCCAGUGGUUCUAAUCGUUGAGCUUUUCUCGUGAUGGUGUUCUGAGUUCCGAAUACUGAGGAGUCCCAUACUGGGAUAAAACAUUUCUCAAUGGCGUCCCAACCGAGACUGUUCUGUAGCGAAUACAACCAACAAACUAAGCCAGUCUCCAUAAAACUCUUCCAACUAAGUUAGGAAAAAAUAAUUGAAAAUAUUUCAACUGUGUUCACACUUACAACCUACUAGGAGUAGGACGUUCAGACUACUUCAUCGUUUAAUUAUAUAACUAGUAUGUAUGUAAACUUGGUUGAGUUGAUGAGUAUUGCUGCAUUCUUAAAUUGGUACAUAUUAGUUUUUGGAUGUCCAUAACUCAUAAGCAAAUAUUCCAUGAUAUCAUUCUUCUCCUGUGAUUGAUUCAAAAUUAUACUUUUUUUGUCAUGAUUAUAGUUACACACUUUGCUUUUUCAUAUUUGGACAGAUUGUUUGUUUGAUAUCAUUUGAAAUACGAAUUUUUACAGUAAGUACCCGCGACCCCACCAAAGGUUGAAUCCACAAUAAUCAAUAAAUAAAUAAAUCAUGGCGAGAGCGUCAAGUUUAGACAUUAAGCGAGUGUGUGGUCAGUAUCACUAACUGACUGAAUUUGGAAACGUGCACUAUUAAGUGUGCCAGAUUAAAGACAUUGUUAGUUUUAUACAGCUUAAAUUGUUCAUACAUUGUUCAUGUUCACAAUGAUCAGAUUUACAUUUUCUUAUUUCGGUUGAUUCUCUUUUUCAGCAAUUUAAAAUACCUAAAAGUCCUUUUAAACGACUUAAGUACGAAGAUGCAAUUGUUCAUUUAAAUAAUUUAGGUAUUACAAAAGAAGAUCUUACACCUUUUCAAUAUGGUGAUGACAUUCCUGAGGCUCCUGAACGUCGACUUGUAGACACAAUUGGCGAACCAGUUCUGUUAACUAAUUUUCCUGCUGGAUUAAAAGUUUUCUAUAUGUUGCGAACUAAAGGUGAUCAACGUCUGACUGACUCGGUUGAUCUACUUGUCCCAGGCGUUGGUGAAUUAGUUGGUGGAUCAAUGCGUUUGGAUAAUAUUGAUGAUCUUCUCAAAGGAUAUCAGUUAGAGGGAAUAGAUCCAACUCCUUAUUACUGGUAUACAGAUCAGGUAGUUUGUUGAAUAUAAUGCGUUUAGUGUAUGAACAAAAUCCAUUUUUUGUAUCUCUUAACUAUAGUAUGUUGUCACUGUAUUCCCCUUGUUUAGUUUGUUGAUUAUUAGAGGAUAAACGAUAAUAUAUUUCGGUAUACUUUGCGUUAGAUUAUCGUGAUCAAUCAUCAGAAAAGUGUUGAAUCAAAGUUUCUAUUCUUUUUCCGUUCAAACAAUCGUGAACACUAUAUAGAACUUGACGCAAAUAUGAGUCAGCCCAAAUUGUCACACUUCACAUCAUCACAGUUAACAGGAUAGAAAUGAAAGAAGCUGAAAUCAUUGUAUCUUAGAACUUAGAAAACAUGCAAUGAAUUAAGAGAACGAUUGUAUAAAAUGAUUAAAGGUUUGAAGAAAAGUAAAGAACAAACACAUCUAAACCAUGUACCUUCUUCAUUGAUUGGUGACAUCUUUUGGCUAGGUUACCUUUAAUUUUCUUCUGAUUCACUCCUUAUACUAAUCGUCAUUUCAAUCCCAAUGGACUUGCCUGGUCGACAUAGCUUAAUCCCACAUUUGGGUCAAUAGAUAUGACUGUAAUAGAGCGUCGAUCAAUAUAUUUGUGUUGCAAAACCCGUAAUAGAUAUUUAAUCAUUACCGUUAACUAUCAGGUAAAUACCUGUAUGACUUUCUCAGGGUUUGCUACUCCCUAAAUAUAUAAUAUAUAAAAAACAUUUUAGAAACUGUUGUAGUCAAACUGUUUUAUUUAUGGUUUUCCCUAAAUGAUUUUAUAUACCCUUGUAAACUGUGAUGACCUUUGGUCUGAAUCAGAAUUAGUAUGGUCAACUCACAGUCUCUAUCUUAUAUGUCUAUUAAUGUUUGAUCACCUCUAGAAUUUACCUAUCCUAGUCAUAUCGCCGUCUAUGUUCUUUUUUCAACUUAGUUACUGCUUUCUCAUGUUCACUCAAAAGUAGUGAAUUAGCUUUAUCAAAGAUGGGUGCUUCCUCCAGAGAUAUUACGGUGAAAAUUAGCCGUUUAGUGUUUCAUAACGUUAUACUUCCAAAUAUUUAUUUUGUAUGUAAAAUGCUUUAUAGCGUUUACUGUCAUUAACAUUUUGUUUGUUUGUAUUUCUCACCUUUAGCGCAAAUUUGGAACUUGUUCACAUGGUGGCUAUGGAUUAGGUUUUGAACGAUUUUGUACUUGGCUUUUAGGCAAAGAUCAUAUACGAGAUGUUUGCCUAUAUCCUCGUUUCAUGGGUCGAUGUCGACCAUGAGUAAUAGUUUCACCAUAACUCUAUCUUAGUAUGGAUGUACUCUGUUUUUGUUCUUACAUAAUCAGUACGAAAUUUUUUCAUAUACAUAAAUAUUUGUCAACACCUUCAAUGUUCGAUAAGAUAAUUCACGGUUUGUUGCAUUUUUUUUCCCAACGAAUGAUAAAUAUAUAUCAUACCAUUACUGAGGUUUAACUUGACAAUUUCAAAUAUAUUGAGCAUCUGAAUGAAUUUUUUAUUCUUAUGAAAGUGAUAAUAUAUUUAUAAUCUCUGAAUGAGUAGAAGAUUGAAUUUCAUAAGUUUUAGGGCUCAGUGUAUGUCACUUCUUCUCUGUAUUAAUUAGUCCUUAAUAGUAGUCAAUGCGUACCAUUAAUGAUUGAGAUUGUCAAAAAAUAACAGAAAUGCCUAUUGCAGUUAUUUUGUGAGAAUGCGCUGAUGUGAUUUUUUUAAACGUUUUCCAACGCAUGAUGUUUGUAACAUCAAGGAAAUUGAUUCUCAUUUUGAUAUUCGAGCUUUUUCAUUGUUUAAGGGUAAAUAACAACAAAUAUGUGUUUAA
Schistosoma guineensis is the source of this 4607-nucleotide messenger RNA. The record is from the annotation of a GenBank genome assembly. NCBI's taxonomy places the organism in Eukaryota, Metazoa, Platyhelminthes, Trematoda, Strigeidida, Schistosomatidae.